Messenger RNA from Xyrauchen texanus (razorback sucker), 3224 nucleotides. Its product is annotated as protein RUFY3-like. Gene Ontology annotation, molecular function: metal ion binding. The transcript has 14 exons. Bases 417 to 1889 code for a protein of 490 amino acids. The record is from RefSeq and is a predicted model, not a curated record. Gene Ontology annotation, biological process: regulation of axonogenesis. NCBI's taxonomy places the organism in Eukaryota, Metazoa, Chordata, Actinopteri, Cypriniformes, Catostomidae. Gene Ontology annotation, cellular component: cytoplasm.
CAAGCAAGGGCUGUGAGGGAGGGAGAGAGUGAGAGAGAAAGAGACAUCUCUGAUUGUAGCUCCACAGAGACUCACGCAGCAUCUCAAUCCUCUGGCUGUGCAGAGCCAGACCAGAGAGCAGGCAAGCCUUUAUUCACACAGUGGAUUUUUAGCUGUCGUUGCUCAUUCAGAGGACGAGGCUAUUCAGCAGCAUAAGAAUAACUUCCCUUCUGUCAGGUUUGCUGUGAACCUUUCUCUUCCUUUGCUUCCUUCUUUGUUUUCCUUCCUCCUUUGUACCAGAGUAGACUAUCAGUUGGACUGGAUUUUUGUGUUAUUUUUAUUUCAUUUCUUUGUUGGCAUUUCACACUGCACCUGACUCUUCGCUGAAGGCUGCCGUUGGAAGUGUUGUUGUCGUCGCAGCUAUCAGCUGAGUCACCAUGUCUGAUCUGAUGCCCCAGAGUGAUGCCCCCACCCCCACUACAGACAAGAUCACACAGGCUGCCAGAGAGACCAUCUACCUAUGCAACUUUCGCGUGUCGGUGGAUGGGGAAUGGCUGUGCCUGCGCGAGCUGAACGACAUCUCGCUCACGCCAGAUCCCGAGCCUGCUCAUGAAGACUCAUGGGAGGAUUUCACAGAAUUGGUGGAGCAAAUGCAAAUGCUUGAUGAGUUCAAAGAUCCUAAGGACCCCAUUGCCAUCGAGAGGCUGAACCUGAUGAACAUGGCGAAGCUGAGCAUUAAGGGCUUGAUUGAGUCUGCACUAAACCUUGGCCGCACACUGGACUCCGACUACGCCCCACUGCAGCAGUUCUUUGUCGUCAUGGAACACUGCCUGAAACAUGGACUUAAAAGUAAGAAGACGUUCCUUGGUCAAAACAAGUCUUUCUGGGGUCCUUUGGAGCUGGUUGAAAAGUUGACUCCAGAGGCUGGGGAGAUCACAGCCAGUGUCAAAGACCUUCCUGGGCUAAAAACCCCAUUAGGAAGAGGCAGAGCAUGGCUUCGUCUGGCCUUGAUGCAGAAAAAGCUCUCAGACUACAUGAAGACGAUCAUCAACAGAAAAGACCUGCUCAGUGAAUUCUAUGAGCCCAACGCUCUAAUGAUGGAGGAGGAAGGAGCAGUGAUUGCUGGGCUGUUGGUCGGACUGAAUGUCAUUGAUGCUAACUUGUGUAUGAAAGGAGAAGAUUUAGACUCACAGGUUGGAGUUAUAGAUUUUUCCAUGUACCUGAAAGACGGAGCCCACAGCAGCAAAAGUACAGAGGGUGAUGGACAGAUCACAGCUAUUCUCGACCAGAAGAAUUAUGUUGAGGAACUAAACAGACAUUUAAGUGCAUCAGUGAAUAACCUGCAAGCCAAAGUGGACGCAAUGGAAAAGUCCAACACAAAACUUACAGAGGAGCUUGCUGUCGCAAACAACAGGAUCAUCACUCUACAGGAGGAACUGGAGAGAGUGAAGGAGGAAAGCACUUACUUUGUGGAGUCCAGUCGCAAGGCCUCAAGGGCAGAUGGUACUGCAAAUGGUCAAGUUCUUGGAGAAACUCGCAAACAGCUCAAAGAGGAGACUCAGCUCAGGCUGGAUGUAGAGAAGGAGCUGGAAGUACAGAUAGGGAUGAAGCAGGAGAUGGAGUUAUCCAUGAAGAUGCUGGAGAAAGACAUUUGUGAAAAACAUGAUGCUCUGGUGGAACUGAGGCGGCAGUUAGAUGACCUGCGCACAAUCAACCACGAGCUUGCCGUCAAGUCACAGAGCUCAGAGGUCAGUGCAAAACAGAAGAGUGACAUCAUCUGCCGCUUGGAGGAGAAAUCAAACCAGAUGGCGAGCAUUAUUAAACAACUGGAGAGCAGUGAGAAAGACAUGGCUAAACAGGCACGAAGCUUGAACACUAAUGCUGGAAAACUCCUUCAGAGACCGCAAUAAAAUGAUCGCAAACCCCAGAUAUUUCCCAAAAAUGCAUAAAUAAAAAAAAAUCUGAUCUUCAGUUUGAUUUUGCAUAGCAUAGAUUACUAUGGUAUUUAUUUUAUUACUGGGUUCCAGAUCAGUUGCCGUAAUUUUGUCUAAUGGACUGAAAACUACGGAUUUUUCUUCUCUGUUUACCCCAGAAUCAUCUCUCAAUAUUGCACUCCUGAUUCAGUACUGCUGUCUCUAAUAUUCUCUAGUCUCCCUGUGUGUGUAUUAGCAGAAGAAAAACGCUGCUGUUUUGGCCAAUCAUAAAACUGGCCGUUGCCCAAAUCAAGUGGUGACCAUCUUAGAUUGCUUUGUGUCAGUUAGGUACAUUUUAAGUGAUGGCAGUGCAUCUCUAUUAUAUCUCUACUUCUCAAUACUGAAAUAAAGCAGAAUUUUGCUCAAAGCUGGCGCUUUAGAAAAAAUAUAAACCAGUUCAGUACAGCACGGGGAUACAUUCCUAACAAAAACGUACAAUCGUUUUAUAUUUGAAUGAAUACAAUACCAUAUUAUUAGGUUCAUUUGUUAUAUCUCUUCGACCAUGUUAGAAUUAAAAACUUUGGAACUAAAUAUUUGACUAACUUGUUUCCACAAAGGAAAGUUCACCCAAAAUGAAAUAUAUUAAAUUAUUUACUCACUCUCAUGUUGUUCCAAACCCAUAUGAAUUUAAUUAUUCUGUAGAACACAAACAGAAAUGCACAAGAAGUCAGUCAUAUGGGUUUGGAAUAAUAUGAGAGUGAGUAAAAGAUGACAGAAUACAAAUUUUUGGGUGAAUUCCCCUUUAAAUUCCAUGAUGUUAUGUGCUUGUAUGGAUGCCCAAGCUAAACAAACAGUAUGACUCAUGAAAGCAUAUUCAGGAGGUUUUGUUAGCUUGUUUGGCUAGAAAUGAUGUUGAGUGCAAAAUUGCGUGCCUGAAUUAUUCUACAGCUUAAUGUAAACUUAAUUAAACCCUGAAUUUGAUGAAGUGGAAUUUGAUGCCAAAUGUCAAAGCUUUGGAAAAUGUUUGUGAAAUGAAUUUGACACCAAGCUUUACAGAUUUGACAAAAGUCUGGACGAUGAAAUCAUCUAAAUUGUGAAUGGGCCGAAGUGUAUAUAGACAUAAUAUAGAUGUUAACUGUAGUACAAACAUAGCUUAAUAAAAAACAAAUUGGACACUUGUCAGACUGCUUUGCCUUCUUUAAUGUUUGCAGUUUCUAGCCCUUUGCAUCAUCCUGUUUUAUCCAGUUGUCUUUUAAGUUCCUCUCUCAGUUAUUUUUAUUAUGCUUUUAUUAUUUAAUUCAUCUUCCAUUCCCAUGGCUUUUAGUUUUCAUU